GAGUAAAACCCUGCUAAUUAUUUUAUUAUCUGGAUUUGGACAAUUUGGAUACAUGCUUUUAUUUUUUUUUACCAAAUGCAAAUUUAUAAAAAAGAAAAUAAGUAAAACAAAUAAUACUGUACAUUUGUUGGCUAACUAUGAACCACCAGAUGUUUUUAUAAUGUAUAUAAUUGUUGUAACAAUUAUUAAAAUGUAUCUUUUACAUGCCUUUUAUGAACAUAUCUUGCCAUCAAUAUAAUCAGAACCAGAUCAUUUCAAAUAACAGUCUUGCAUAUAAAUCUCACAGAAUUUAGAUUAUGUGAAUCAUUUUUAAGAAGGCAUUACAACAAUAACAAUUCUCUGUCCUUGUGCUCUAUAGGUUCCCUCUUCAUCCUUGGCCAUUGUGUUUUUCCUCCUGGUUCUUGUGAUGGAUACACAAACUUAACUGACUCAUGGCGCAACCACUUAUUCACAUCAUCUUCCUUUCCCGACUUCCCAAAGAACGAUGUACAUCUUGUUGAGUAUUGGUGGCGCUUCACAGGGAUUGGUGGAGACAGAAUUGUAGCAGUGUGCUAUGUAGGCCCUCGUGCUGGUGUCAACUACCCCAUUUAUUUUCCAUUUUCAUAUCCACAAACUGAAUCUGAAAGUCCAUCAAUAGGGACUGCUUAUGUUCGUGUUUCACAUUGUUCACAAUAUGGUAUCUCCAUGAGCGUGGCCCUCUGUCCUGGAGGAUUCUACAUAUACAAACCAUCAAAUCACCAUUUCAGCAGUACGGGUUAUGCAACUUAUCAUUAUGAGUGUAACCCGGACUCGUGUGGACCACUUGCUGAGUGCUCAGGUACUGGAGGUUGUACCUGUGUUUCUGGGUAUGAAAUCCCCCCAGAACACCUACCCACACCAGAUUCAUAUGGUUGUGUUGACAUUGACGAGUGCCAGACGACUGCAGGAAUUUGUGGUAGUAACUCCAACUGUACGAACACCAUUGGAGCACACUUCUGUACCUGUCUGGUUGGAUUCAAUGCAACAGAUCCAGCAUUACCACCUGGAGGGUCCAACAAAUGCACAGAUAUUGACGAGUGCCUUGACAAUGUCUGUGGAGAUGAUGGGACCUGUCACAACAACCCAGGAAGUUAUAUGUGUGAAUGCCAUGAAGGCUACCAGCUUGUACCUGAUGCAACUCCUGUUUGCCAAGAUAUCGAUGAGUGUUUCAACUCCACCGUCUGUGGUCCCGACUCUGUUUGCACCAACAAUCCUGGAGCUUAUAGCUGUGCAUGUCAACUGGGAUACACAGCAACUGAUCCGGACCAGGAGCCCAGCCAGACCAACAUCUGUAUUGAUGUUGAUGAGUGUGGCGAAGACGCUACUGUCUGUGGUCCUGAUGCCAACUGCACAAACUCAAUCGGAUCGUACAUCUGCACCUGCUUCCCUGGUUAUCGUCUGAACAACCCGGCCGUGAUAGCCGGCAUUGCUAACCCAUGCACAGAUAUAGACGAGUGCAGUGAGACGCCUGAUAUAUGUGGUAAACAAACUGUGUGCACUAAUGUGCCGGGGACCUUUUAUUGUUCGUGUCCUGAUGGAUUCUACCCUUCAACUGGAAUUCUGUGGACAGUAGGGGUCUCAUUUUGUAAAAGUCUUCCGGACAUUUUAGAUGAAAUAAAACCCCCAGAGGGACAGACCAAAGAGAGAGCUUUUCUUGGCAACAUUGACCAACAAUUGAAAGACAAUAACGGCAUCAUCUUACCAGAACCGACUGUGGCAAACAGCUUCUCAGCAUCUAUGGAAGUGUCAGGUGUUGGGCCACGUGCCAGGUCAAGCAGGGUAAGUAGCGCAGGAGACGGGGAGACCGGCAGCGUGAUCCUGGGUAUCUCAGACCGUUUAGUGUCUGCGAUAGUGCAGCCAGGUCAGAACCAAACCAAGAGAACUGUGAGGAGUUCAACAGUGGAUUUAAGUCUCGAAACUAUUGGGCCUGGAAGCAACAAUGCAGAGAGCUCUUCUCUCUCAGCAAAUGAGAACACCAUGGAAAUCAACCUGGAAAGUCUUGCCCAAAAUAACAAUGGUUCUGCAUCAGCUGCCUUCAUGACAUUAAAUGGGAUGGAGAGUCUUCUUAGUCAUCAAUACUUUGAAUCAGAGAACAGGACAGAGAUGUACUCGGAUGUCAUCACCGCAAUCUUACCCUCAAUGAACAACACCAACCUCACCGAGCCCGUCAACUUUACCAUCCAUCACAAGAAGACAGUACCUGAAUCUGGUUUGGUGACAUGUGUGUACUGGGAGGACAAAACAGAGGGGACACGAAUGGGACAAGGAAGUGAAACAGGAGGAGAAAAGACUAAGACGAUGCGUUGGUCGGUAGACGGCUGUUGGGUUGCAUACACCAAUGAAAACUACACAGUGUGCAGCUGCUCUCAUCUCUCCACAUUUGCCCUCAUCAUGCAGAUAGGGGAGCCUCCACCAGAGGAUCAUUUCCUAGAGUGGCUAAACCGAAUGUGCGUGAUUGUCGGGCUGUUCUUCUUUGCGUUGGCCAUCUUCAGCUUCCUCCUGUGUAGAUGGAACCCCAAGAUCAACAACACAGCCCGUCUCCACCUCUGCCUCAGCCUCUUCUUCUCCCACCUGCUGCUGCUGUGGAAUGACAAAUAUGUUGAACAAGAGCUGGCCUGCACCGUCAUGGCGGGGCUUCUUCACUUCUUAGUUGUAGCAGGUUUUGUGUGGAUGCUGCUGGAGGCGCUACAGCUUUACCUGUUGGUCCGCAGACUCUCCAAGGUGCAGGUCAUCCAGAGAGAUGGCCUCCCCAGGCCACUUCUUUACCUGGUUGGCUACGGUGUUCCAUUUGUGAUUGUUGGUAUUUCUGCACUGGUAUAUUCUGAUGGAUAUGGUACCACUGAGGCAGAGGUGUGCUGGCUCUCUAGACAGCGCAAUUUCAACUGGGCUUUAACCGGCCCUGUGAUUGCUAUCAUUGGACUUAAUUGGAUAUUGUUCUGUGCUACUCUAUGGAGUCUGAGACCCACCCUGGCCAACAUGAAAAGUGAUGUUUCUCAAUCCAAAGACACCAGGUUGAUUGUGUUCAAGAUUGUGGCCCAGUUUGUCAUACUGGGCUGUACCUGGAUUCUGGGCCUGUACCAGAGCAACCUUUUCUUCCAGGUCCUCUUUAUAUUUCUUAACUCCCAGCAGGGCACCUUCCUCUUCAUCGUCCACUGUCUGCUCAACAAGGAGGUGAGAGAAGAAUACGUGAAAUGGCUAACCUGUUCUUUCAACAAGCACAAACGCGACAGAUCUGUGAAAGAUGCACCAUCAGUCUCCGAGGACUUGGACAAGAAUGAAGAGCAGACAGGCUAAUGGUGAUGGAUUGAGAUAGAGAAUGAAAAAAGAGAAAGACCGAGAGAAGAAAUUCAAGCCUUAUCCACUUUGAACCAUUAGUCAUUAAUUAUUAUUUCAUUGCUGUCCUUGUUGUUGUGGUAUGGGAUGAAUGACAAGUCAUCAAAUUUACAGUUUUUGUUUGUCUACUUCUGUGCUGUAUCUACUAUCAUUCACUGCGGCAACACAAAGAAAAACAAACACUACCUGAAUAAAUAUGACUUCAUUUCA
Messenger RNA from Cottoperca gobio, 3561 nucleotides. RefSeq names its product adhesion G protein-coupled receptor E2-like. The transcript is spliced from 22 exons. Bases 685 to 3312 code for a protein of 875 amino acids. Gene Ontology annotation, biological process: adenylate cyclase-activating G protein-coupled receptor signaling pathway; cell surface receptor signaling pathway. The record is from RefSeq and is a predicted model, not a curated record. Gene Ontology annotation, cellular component: plasma membrane. NCBI's taxonomy places the organism in Eukaryota, Metazoa, Chordata, Actinopteri, Perciformes, Bovichtidae. Gene Ontology annotation, molecular function: G protein-coupled receptor activity; calcium ion binding.